ACCUCUCCCUGCGGACUAAAUCUAAAUUUAGUUUACAAGGGGUAGGUAUUUCGUUUGUACCAACACUUCAUUCAUUUGUGCCGCAAUGUUUGAAAGCUUUCGAUGAUGGGUGUUGAGUGACCAGACGGAAGUUCGCGGGGCCGAAUCGAACUGUCUGAAAGUUUUAUACAUAGGACAAAGAAUCGCACCACAAAGUUCAGGUAAAACUAGCCUGAGUCUGUUAAUGAUAUUACAGCUGUAUUUUAAGCCAUUAGAUGGAAAACAAUUAACACUAUAAAAGGAUUAUUAACUAACGAUAACUUUGAUAAGUUUCUAUUUGCGUCUGGCGAAGGAUCUACAGUGAAGUAAAUUACGAAAGCAGCAGAGUGUAGACGUAAUAUUUGUCCAAUAUUCUUAGCCUUGACCUUACGAAAACAAUUUCUUAUUUUAGGUACUUUGCUUUUACGACAUGAAAUUGUCAGUCCCAACAUAACUUAUGGAUGUUCAAACUGGUCACUGUGAGUGGAUCGCUCCGUCUAAUACAAAUACGUCUACUGAGGAACUUAUUAGCUCCAUCGCUGGCCUAAGUUUCGAAGAAACUCGCUUACUUUGGGGAAAUAGUGGCUAUACAACUGUAUCUACUCAAGAUGUCCUGUCGAACCGUCCACUUCCAUUUAGCGCAACACCGUGGGAUAUGUCUUCAAAUGCGACUUCACAUUCCAUACCCAUGGGUCGGGGUCGUCGUGAUAAGCCCGUCACAUCCACAGAUUCUAAUGUAAAUGAAGGCAGCAUCCUGAUGUCACCAGGAUCCAAAGAUAUGGUGACUCUAGGUAUGCAAAUGGCAGAUCACGUUUUAAGUAACUCUCCAGGAAGUGGAGCUCAGUUUUUACGAGAUCUCUCCGAGAAUUUGUCAAGCGCAUUUCCACACAGACCAACAUCUAAUUCACUCAAUGGAUCUCAGUCUGUAACAUUAAACUCUUUCCAGUUUGAUUCAAGUGGAAGACCAAUAUUUCCUAGUGAAUCAGAUCAAAAUCAGUCAAUUUCUGCAGCUAAUGGAUUAAUUUCGAAUUGCUUUAGUCCGGCUCAAUAUUAUUUACGUCCUCCGUCAGCUGCGACACAGCCACUACAACCUCAAGUGCCGUAUUCAAUCAUACCCAACAGGUCCUCAGAGUAUAUACACGGAAACAACUUUACUUCUGACGCCACUGGUUGCGAACCUUGUAAUCCUGUUCAGCCUGAAAGUUUACUACCUUAUUUUAUUAAUGUUCCAACAAAUAGCGACCCUUCAGCAUCCAAUAUGCCUGCUGACUCUUCUUUUAACAUUUUCACUGGCUCUCAUUUACAUCGAGACCAGCGUUCUGCAAAUCAGUCUGACAGCACAGCACAGUUGGUUUCUGUAAUUCCACAGCCAGAUCAGUUCAGUGGUUUACAAUCUAUGAAGUAUAAUUCCACAGCCACUAAUGGGGAAAAUAAAAGUCAACCAUUUACUGCUUUCCCUGGGGUUGCAUUUUCUGGUGUGAACCAAAUGAACACGUGCUUAGAUUUUAAUAAUAGUGAUUUUUCAAAUAACACCUCGUUUAUCAGUCAGGCUUCUUUACCUUGUAGCGAAGGUUACUUACCAACUGUUAUUCGUUCUAAUGGGCCGAGUUCGCAGGAUGUAAACAACUUUGGAGGUUGCACAACAUAUCCGUCUGUGAAUCCAGACUUUUAUAUGAAUGGAUCAUCCUAUAAUAAUAAUAAUCUUGGAGGUAAUCGGACGGCAGAACAUGCUCCAUCUGAUCAGUCUACUAAUGGAUUAGUUGCAAAUUCACCUUUUGGUCCUGUUCCAUAUGGCUCGCAAAAAUUCCAGCAAAACAUGUACCCUCGGGGGUUAUCUCCAGCUCCAGGAGAUCAACCAAGUAUGCAACCAACUAAUGGGCCAAAUGGGAAUAGUUGUUCAAUGCAUCCCACAGAUACAAUAAAUAAUCAAGGCCAUAUGGUUAAUACAUACGUUGGACCACAGUUUUUUGGAGCAUCCAUUAGUGGACAACCUCAGAGUGCUAACAGUUUCCAAACUUUACCUGCUAGUGGUCUAUACCAAUCUCUUAUGCAGCCAAAAGAUUCUCCUGUACAUAUUCAAAAUCAAAGUAUUCAAUCUACUGUAAGCGACCCUCAACAACAGUCUGCAGCUUUAUUCGCUCAUACUUUUCAGUUGUUAGCGGCUGCUGCAGCUUCCAGAAAUAUGGGUUCUGGAGCUCAAGACCUUCAUAUGCCUCCUGGCAUUGGGCCAAGUAAUAAUGGAUCGAUAUUAAAUCCAACUGAGUUUGAAUAUAUGAGACCUCCAGGUGUGCCCGUAGAAGUCCCAUUCACUGGACCCCUACAUCCCGAUCAUUUGCAGGCAUAUGCAAACAACUCUUGUAUUCCUGUCAAUGCUACGGGAAUGGAAGGUUCCGCACCUCGUCAUCCUCCUAUUUCUCAUAAUAUGUUGGAUUUCAAAUCUAUGUGUUCAUCAAUGCCUGCUCUUUGUUCACAGGUUUCAUCGUCCGUCGUUCCAUCCAUCCAUUCUCAAAAUGCGUACCCGCCAACUGAUAUGAUCACUCAGGAUUUCCAGCAUGGUGGUUUGGGCUAUACAGGAUUAUCAUCCUUAAACCCAAUGACUGAUCGUAUGUUUCAAUCCUCCAGUAGUUUUCCGAGACCUCUGCCACCAAUGUCUUCCAGUCGUAUACCUUAUAUCCCUGUGAACACAACAGACAGUCAGUCACCACCCCAAACUCCAACAGCUAUGGGUGCUCCAAGAAUUAGCGUACCAUCCGUGUUAUCAAGACCUCAAAUACCCACUUCAAAUAUGUAUGGUAGCCGCAGUACUGCACCACCUCCUUUCUCUUCCAUACAUGCUCCUCGUUUUCCUCCUCGCGGUCCAACUAGUUUUCCACAACUUAAUUUGCCAUUCAUGCCUCCGCCAAUUCCUCCUUAUCCUCAUGCACGUCAUUUGCAGCAGCCUCCACCUGUUCUUCCACCUCCAGGAUUUCUACCGGCAGCACGUCCUCCUCGUCCUGGAACUAGUACUUCAUCUUCUGGCCUACACACAAAUAAUACUGCAUCUUCAGGAAACAGAUCAGGUCAUACGAACACUAGUAGUAGAUUUCCUAAAGACCAGCACCAUUCUACAUCAUCACAACCUAAUGCUCCUGUUCCUAUGAUGACACUUGCAUUUGCUGCGUCACAGCAGCAGGGCUCUGGAGUUACUCCUGGUUUUGGAAUAAGGCAUCCACCCUCAAAUCAUAACUCUCAUUUUCAACCUCCUUACUUUAAUUUUCCUACGGAUUCAAGUGCAACUGCUAAUUUCCAACAGAAUCCGUCUUAUCUUAAUCCUUCAAAUCCUCCACCAUUGCCUAUUAAUAGCAUGUUACCGACAGGAGCAACAAAUGGUGCUACUCCAGAACGGAGUCGUUUGUUAGAAGAAUUUCGCAAUUCACGAUUACCUUGUUUAACACUGCGUGAUUUAAUGAACCAUAUAGUUGAAUUUGCUCAAGAUCAGUAUGGUUCACGUUUUAUUCAACAGAAGUUAGAACAGGCUAGUGCUGUUGAUAAAACUAGUGUAUUCCGUGAAAUUCUUCCGCAUGCAUACAGUCUUAUGGUUGAUGUAUUUGGUAAUUAUGUGAUACAAAAGUUUUUUGAAUUGGGAACACCAGAACAGAAACAAAUACUAGGUCAAAGAAUUCGUGGACAAGUACUCUCCUUAUCCCUUCAAAUGUAUGGUUGUCGGGUGAUACAAAAAGCUGUUGAAUCUGUUCCAUUAGACAUGCAAAUAUCUAUUAUUAAGGAAUUGGAUGGUUGCGUAAUUAAGUGUGUUAAAGAUCAGAAUGGUAAUCAUGUUGUACAGAAAUGCGUGGAAAAUGUUCCCCCAGAACAUUUACAAUUUAUAGUGGAUGCUUUCAAAGAUCAUGUGUAUUCCAUAUCAACCCAUUCAUAUGGAUGUCGUGUGAUCCAGCGCAUCUUAGAACAUUGUACACCUGAACAAACUACUCCAAUACUGUCUGAGUUACAUCAACACACUGAAGCGCUUGUUAAAGAUCAAUACGGAAAUUAUGUUAUUCAGCAUGUACUCGAACAUGGGAAAACUGAAGAUAAAAGUAAAAUUGUUGAACAUAUUAAAGGUCGUGUAGCUGAGCUUAGUGUGCAUAAAUUUGCCAGUAAUGUAGUUGAAAAAGCUGUUGCAAACGCUUCAAGAGUAGAACGUCAAUCGCUUAUCAAUGAAGUACUUGAAGAAACAACUAUUCCAACAGAUAAUACAACUGUACAAAAUGGUCGAGUUCGUUCAAGUGAAUUUAGGGUAGAUAAUAAUAAUGAUGAUGAUGGUGGUGAAAAUGGUGAUGAUGAUGACAGUGCCAGCGAUGAAGAUGAAAGUGUUGAUGAACCAAGAACCCGAAGUUCUGUUUUAGUUAUGAUGAUGAAAGACCAAUUCGCAAAUUAUGUUAUCCAAAAAAUGUUAGAUGUCGCUGAACAACCAAUAAGAAAAGAGCUUAUGACUCAGAUUCGUCCACAUUUGAAUACCUUGCGCAAAUACACUUAUGGUAAGCAUAUAAUCAAUAAAAUGGAGAAGUAUUAUAUGAAAACAAAUCAAUUACAUCUAGCUGUUGGUUUAAAUUCACCGUCUCCACCUCUUGGUGGUGUACCCGCCGCCUCUUCAUCAGAUGUCCCACAGUCGACAUCAAAUUCCACUGGUCGAAGUGGUGGGAAUACGCAUGGUGGUGGUGGUAGUUCAUCAGCUGCUUCAAUGCUCCCACCACUUCUCACACCAACUGAUAUGGCUGUACGAGCUUCAAAGCCAAUAUCAAUGAGUCGUUCUACACAUUCACAUCAUUAUCACACUUCGCAUUAUAAUAACCAAUCGGGUUUGUCAUCAUUUUCACGCAACGGUUUACCGUCAUCAUCAUCACAUCGUAUAAAACAAAAAGACUCAAAUAACAAUAAUAAUUCAAAUUCAGCGGCCUCCUCUCGAAAGACUUCAAAUGAUGGUGCACAAUUAAACUCCUCUAUGCAAACAUCGGAUAGUACUAAGAAUUCAUCGAAGGUAGUAUCAAAAGCAUCUGAAAAUACCAAUGAUGAAUUGGGAGUGGAUAGUGAAAAUGCUAAUAAUAAUGAUAGUAACAAAGGAGGAGUCAGUUUGAAUAAUUCUAAAGAUAAUCAUGAAAAACACAAUUCAGACAUGAAGUCAUUCGAUUUAAAUCAGACUUCAUCUUCAUCCACAGUCGCUGAUGAUUGUUACAGUCAAAAAUGGGAGAAUACUAAUGAUGCUGCAGAACACAGUGUUGUAUCAAAUCACGACACUAGUGACCAAUUACUGCAUGAAUCAGCCAGUGAACAGUUGUCGAGUAUAUCAUCAAAUGAAGUACAUGUUUCAGCCUUGAAGAAACUCAACACUACAACAACAUCGUCAGUUACUAGUAGUAGUACUCCUACGACAUCUAGCCUAAAAAGUGGUGAAGGAAAUAGUGUAAAGUCAAGGCCACCUACAAAUGAACUAAUGACCAACGGGAAUGGUAAUCAUCAUUAAUCUGUUCUCUUUCUUUUUUUAAAAAGUUUCUCUCGCAUGUAUUCUCUCCUUUCCUCUAAAUUUCUCUCCUCUAUAUGUCUAGAAGUUUAUUUUUUGGCUUCGUAUAUCUUGUGCGCUUUAUUCUAUUAUCCAGCUUUUUAUUUAUUUAUUUUGUUUUGUUUUUCGUGCAAUUUUAUCAUCAUUUGGCAGUGGUGGGUCUUAACACCUUUUUAUUUAAAAACAAAAUUAAAAUUAUUUCUUAAAGGUUUUAUCCUCUCCCAUGCACACACACACACACAAAUAUUUUAUUGCUAGCACAUCAUUUUUUCCCUCUGAACUAAUCUUCAUUCUUCUCUUGGUGCUCAUGGCUCUGAGUAGUUUUUAUUUAUUAUUAUUAUUAUUAUUAUAAUUUUUAAUAUCGUUUAAUUAGUAUAGAAUACGAAGGAGUAACCUUUCCUCCCUCCUGUAUAAAGCGAAAUUCCCUUUCAUUGUGUAUUGUGUACAGCAGGAGACAUUGCUAACUAUUUAAGUAAUUGAUGAACUAACUUUUGUUUCACUCAUUCUUCUUUUACCAUUUUCUGUUUUGGUAAAUUCCUUUCUAUCCAACCUCUCUCUCGUAUUUUCCCCUUUUCUUUACUCCUAUCCGAAAAGCAAUUAUAACCUCUGCGUGUGUCUGUGUUUAUGUAUAUCUCAUCAUAGACUUUUCUUUUGACUGGUUUUUAUCCUUGCUUAACCCUAUGUACUAUUUGAUGAUUAUGCACAUAUACAUAUAUAUAUGAAUGAACAUUUAUAUUAUUUUAGCAUAUCAAAUAUCUUUUGUUUGUUUGAGUAUUUUUUUUUUAAAUCUUCAAUGAAGUAUUCUGUACCUUAUCAACAUCAUCGUCAUCAUGGUCACACCAAUCGGUUUUAUUUUAUUUAUUGCCUAAAAAACUGUAUAUUUUAUUUAUUUCUUUAUUCAUUUAUUCGACUCUUGAGCAUUCUCUUUUUUCUUUCUCUCUCCCUGUAAAAUUCGCCUACUCCUCUUCCCGUCAUUUGAUGGUGAUUCAUGCAUGGGAUUGUUUCUUCUCAUGUCUCUGUAUGCUUUGUAUGCUACCACGCAUCAUCGACCGACCGACCCACCCACCCACCUUUUUUCUCUGUCUGUAUCUCUCCAUCGGUAUGUAUCUGUGUCAACUGGCUUGGGCAUCAUCGCCACCAACACCACUCUCCUCAUCCACCUGUAAAUCUGUGUAUCUUUCAAGUACAAAUAAAAUAUGAUUCUUUUUCUACUGAUUUGCAAUAGCAGCAACAACAACACCACCAACCAAUAUUAAAUAAUGAUGAAUGAUUAACUGUCAUUUAAUCACUUCAAACUACAUAGUGUUUUGGGGUUCUUUUUGUGUAUACCUCCUCUGUCUAUAAAAAAAUAAUGUAUAUCUAUGUAGUAGCAUUAGUGGUAGUAGUGUAUGUGUGUAGAGGUGCAUGUCUGAUGCAUAUGAUCUUGUUGUGUGGGCCCAUUUCAUUUUAUCAUUAUCUAUCUAUCUCUUAGUUCUUUGUGAUUCACUUUUAAUUCAAUGAAAUUUUAAUGUCUAAUUCUUCUUCUAAAUCUUCUUCUUGUAUGUAAUUGUUGUAGAUUAUUUGUCGUAUAUAUUAAAUAUAUAUGAAUCUCUCUUUUAUUUAUUUUUAAUGAAUAAUUAUGCAUUAUACAUACACAUAAAUACGCAUAUUCUAUAAUUACACUUGUGUAUUAUAUAUACCUACACACAUACAUACAUGCAUAUAUUUGGUUUGAUUUUUUAAAUCUUUGUACACUGGAACCUUUUCUCAUGGUCUUCAUUAUUUUUCCUCCUUCCCCUUCCCCCAUAUAUAUAUACAGACGCACAUACACUCAUGCAUUCGUGCGUGGGAAUUGGAAACCUUGGUAGAAAAUCUAUCGCUUACCUGUUACUGUUACUGCUAUCACCACUACGAUUCCUUGUCUUUGUCUGUCUCUGUAACCUUUUUGAUAUUCUGUAGUGAACCGAAGUACCGUCCCCCCAGUUUCCACCUUCCUUUAUUCUAUUUUUGAAACAUCUACAAAUCACUUACCUUCAUAUAAGGUCUGUCUAUCUAUUUAUCUAUGUGUCUAUAUAUACAUAUGACUCAUGAUAUACAUAUAUUAUUCUCAUGUAUGUAUCCUAUGCUAUGCUACCUUUUGUCUUCUCUAUCCCCCUCGCCUUCUCUAUAUCUGUUUUUAUCUAUGUUUAUAUUAUCAGGCAAUUGUUCUUUGUUGAUUUUUACUCUGUCCUAAUUCUUCUGUUAUAUAUUUAUCACAUACUCACACACAUAAUUCUGGAAUGUCUUUAUUCUUUGUAUGUAUGUAUGUAUUCAUGUGUACUACUUAGUUUUAUUAUCACUUUCUCACAUCUAUCUAUCUAUAUCACCGUCUAUUAUCUGUUAUGUGUGUACAAUCUGUGUAUUACGUCAAAUGUGUAUUAUUACUGCUAUUAUUAUUUAGACACCUUUUUAAAAAAACACUUCUGCACAAUGUAUUUAUAUAAUUUAUAUAUAUACAUAUAAUCUAAAUUGGAGUCUUUUAAUUUUCCUUUCUUUUUCUAUCUAUCUUCGUAAUUAAUUAACAUAUAUACAUAUAUUAUACACAUACACGUAUAACAUAUAAAUUACUCUGUUGAUA
Molecule: messenger RNA, 8147 nt
Organism: Trichobilharzia regenti
Lineage: Eukaryota; Metazoa; Platyhelminthes; Trematoda; Strigeidida; Schistosomatidae
Source: the annotation of a GenBank genome assembly